GCGCCGGCUAUAAAUGCCUCGAACCCUCGCGCUCCAUCCGUCCGCCGCUCCCUCGCUCGAGACCUAGGGUUUCGAGCCUUCUCGCCGGAUAUUUUGCUAGAGGGGGGAGAGAUUUGAAGAGGCGCCAUCAUGUUGGUCUACCAGGAUCUGCUCACCGGUGACGAGCUCCUCUCGGACUCGUUCCCGUACAAGGAGAUCGAGAACGGCGUUCUCUGGGAGGUCGAGGGCAAGUGGGUCGUCAAAGGAUCCGUCGAUGUGGACAUUGGUGCCAACCCAUCUGCUGAGGGUGGUGAAGAUGAGGGUGUUGAUGAUACGUCUGUGAAGGUUGUUGACAUUGUUGACACCUUCCGUCUUCAGGAGCAACCUGCUUUUGACAAGAAGCAGUUUGUCACCUUCAUGAAGCGCUACAUCAAGAACCUUACUGCCAAGCUGGAUGCGGAGCAGGCAGAGGUUUUCAAGAAGAACAUCGAGUCUGCCACCAAGUUACUUCUCGGCAAGCUCAAGGACCUUCAGUUCUUUGUUGGCGAGAGCAUGCAUGAUGAUGGAAGCUUGGUGUUCGCCUACUACAAGGAUGGAGCCACCGACCCGACCUUCCUGUACUUCGCUCAUGGGCUGAAGGAGAUCAAGUGCUAGGCGUGUGGCUCAUCCCCAUGCCGGGUGUUACCUAUGUAGUCCCUAUUUUUGUUCUAGCCACUGUGGGUGUCUGUUUGACACAAGUUGGUUACUAUCUGUUUACUGUUCUGGAUGUUGAGAGGAGUCCUUUAAAAACUAUCGGAUGAUUGGAUCACAUGCCCCUGAACCGUGGUAUUUGCUUUGUAAUGGCCAAAGAUAGAUGAAUCGUGAAAUUGUUGUCGUA
Molecule: messenger RNA, 856 nt
Organism: Phragmites australis (common reed)
Lineage: Eukaryota; Viridiplantae; Streptophyta; Magnoliopsida; Poales; Poaceae
Product: translationally-controlled tumor protein homolog
Exons: 5
Coding region: 130-633 (167 amino acids)
Cellular component (GO): cytoplasm
Molecular function (GO): calcium ion binding
Source: RefSeq, a predicted model, not a curated record